This is a messenger RNA of Rodentolepis nana, 726 nucleotides long. NCBI's taxonomy places the organism in Eukaryota, Metazoa, Platyhelminthes, Cestoda, Cyclophyllidea, Hymenolepididae. The record is from the annotation of a GenBank genome assembly.
AUGCUCGAAAGGCUGUGUGAAGAGUAUGAAGACUUGGAAGAGAUAAAGAGUAGAAUAGAACAGGAAAACGCGAGUGAGAAGGCAAAACAGAAGGCUAUGCAGAAGAAAGUAGAAUAUGAGAUUGAGAGUAGAGAAUAUGAACACGAAUAUGAAGAUAGCCAGUGCUCAUCUAGUCUAAGGGAAUUUCUGAUGCUUGAAAGACUCUGUGAGGAGUAUGAAGAGGCGAAGCAGAGGAGGAGAGAGAGAAGAGACCAAGAGAAGUUAGAGAGGCAAUUUAGGAGGUUUCGAGGCGACCAGUUGAGCACAAUAGAAGAAGAAGAAGAAGAAGAGGAGGAGGAGGAGGAGGAGGAGGAGGAGGACAGCAGCGUGAGAGAAAUAGGAGGGGAAGGUGAACACCCAGAUGACCUUCAUAGAGAAGAAGGUAAGAAAGUGGAUUACGGAGACGCCGACCACACACAAGGGGAGAAGUUGAUGUCACUGGAAGAGUUCUGUGGGGAGACUUUUGCAAUCUCUCCAACCUUUAUCGAGGAUAUCAUGGAGGAGUGCAAAAUCUCACAGAGUAGGCUUGAACAAGCACUCGAGGAGUUCGAAAAGUCUCUAAGACUUUUUCCUCGUUAUAAUGAGAUGGUAGGUAAGUUGGAGAAAGAGCGAAAAGGGAAUCGGGGGGAUGACACACUUUACAAGCAGAAACGUCUGCGACGGAAAGGCACCUGCAAACCCAAGUGA